AUGUCCACCGCCCUAACCAUCUCGCGGCCGACGGUGGUGGCGCUAUCGGCGCCCGCGUGCGUCAACUGCCGCCAGAUGACGAAGCGCUUCAUCACGCGGGCCUCGAACCGCAACGGCAACGCCGGCAGGCCCUACUACAACAAGCGCCAGGUCGCCGGGAGGGACACCAAGGUUCCCGGGGGCAUCCAUUACGUGUGCAGCCAGGGCACCUGCGACUUUUACAAGCCGCACCUGAACAAAGAAGGGGAGCAGCUGGCCGUGGUGGACGCAGAGCUUUUAAGGUUGUUUAUUAGCCUUAAGUUGGUCUAG
Molecule: messenger RNA, 309 nt
Organism: Gaeumannomyces tritici R3-111a-1
Lineage: Eukaryota; Fungi; Ascomycota; Sordariomycetes; Magnaporthales; Magnaporthaceae
Exons: 2
Coding region: 1-309 (102 amino acids)
Source: RefSeq, a predicted model, not a curated record